AUGCACAGAUCAAAGGUUCAUGGUUGUAGAUUGGUUAUUGGCUUAGAUGGAUCUCACCUGAAUGGUAAGCUAGGUGGUGUGAUGCUUUCAGCAGUUGGUAUAGAUGGCCAGAAUGGGGUAUUUCCUAUAUGUGUGAUGAUUUGUAUGAGUGAAACUGAAGAAAAUUGGUUUAUGAUGUUAAAAGAAUUGAGAAAAAGGAUACCUGAUAUGCCUGGACUAACCUUUAUUUCUGAUAGAAUGAAGGGCAUUCUUGAAUCAGUAAAAAGAUUGUUUCCUUUGGCAAAUAGUAGAUACUUCCUAAGGCAUUUAUACAAGAAUUUCUUGGCCAAGGGAUUCAGAAAUCCAAGACUCACACACCUUCUUUGGCAGGCUGCAAAGGCAUACAAGUAUCAUCACUGGGAGGAGGCCAUGCAAGAAAUUGCAGAGAUAAGUUCAGUUGCAUAUCAAUACCUGAUUGAUGCAAAGCCUAAGUCUUGGGAAAGGUCAUGGUUUCCUCAUGAUGUUGCUUGUGAGCACAUCUACUCUAACUUUUCAGAAAGUUUUAAUAACAUGGCCCUGAAAUUCAGAGACAAUCCUCUCACUCAAUUGAUCGAUAUGUACACACAUUUGGUGAUGGUGUUGUUUUCAAAUAGAAGAAAGCUUGCUGCAACUUGGCAAGUUGGUGACCUUGUUCCUGCUGGGAAAGAUCUCAUUAAGGUGAUGUGUGAUCUUAGAGGUAACUAUGAAUGUGAUCCUUCUAUAGAGCGCAAAGUGUAUGAGGUUACUAACAAAUCUACUAGCAAAGUGUUUGUUGUUCGGGUGGAAGAAAAUUCUUGUACAUGUCGACAAUGGAAAUUGAGGAAGUUCCCCUGCAUACAUGGUGUAGUUGCAUUGUUUAAAUUGAAUCCUGAUUGGUCCAAGUACUGCAGUAAAUACUACACAGUAGACUACUAUAGGACCACCUACUCAUGGUCAAUAACACCAUUGAGAGACAUUGAUGAGUAUCCCAAUAAGACUGGUAUCAAGAUUAUACAUCCACACAGAUUGAGAGAUAAGGGAAGACCUUGUGUCAAAAGAAAGAAGUCCUGGUAUGAGAAGAACAAGUCACGCAAAAGAGUAACAAAGUGCAGUGUAUGUAAAGGUAUUGAUCAUAACAUUCUAACCUGUCAAGGUCCUCCAGUUGGAUCCAACCCCAAGAAGAAAGGAGUGAGAAUGGAGUGUUCUGUUAAUGGGGAUGAGUUAUGUAUUACUGCUUCACCAACAAAGAAGAUGAGGAAGGCCUUGUCUGCACCAAAUACUGCAUCAACAUCUGCAUCAAAGAAAGCAAAAUCAUCUGCAUCAAAGAAAGCAACAUCAUCUGCAUCAAAGAAAUCAGCUGAGACUUAUCAUGGUACUGUUAAUAUUUCUAGCCAAACAAUCAACAUUUCUGAGCCACCAUCAAAAAGGGUCAGAAAGUCUAACUCUAAAUAUCAGUAA
Messenger RNA from Papaver somniferum (opium poppy), 1455 nucleotides. RefSeq lists its product as uncharacterized. The record is from RefSeq and is a predicted model, not a curated record. The transcript has 6 exons. Bases 1 to 1455 code for a protein of 484 amino acids. Gene Ontology annotation, molecular function: zinc ion binding. NCBI's taxonomy places the organism in Eukaryota, Viridiplantae, Streptophyta, Magnoliopsida, Ranunculales, Papaveraceae.